UAGCCAGCCCAUGUUUUCUAAGGAGUGUCGGAGGGAGUUAAGAGAGCCGGGUGAGUAAACGGUGCAGCUGUGGAACUUUGCAAGCUAAGAGAGCUUGAAAUCCGAAGCUUUCUUCUAAUUCGUUUCCCAAGGCCAGAGUGAUCACGACAACAAUGCUCUCGAGCUGGGUGAUGUUGCUUACUUGGAUGGUUCACCUGAAAGUGUGUUGCGUAGCGCAGGAUUCGGCCCUGGAAGAAGCCUGGAGAAAUUGGAAGGAGAUCCAUGAGAGAGUAUACACCGAAGAGGAAGAGCCCGCACGGAGAGCCAUAUGGGAGAAGAAUCGGCAGAUGAUUGAGAAGCACAACCGUGAGGCUGAUGAAGGGAAACACUCCUAUUGGCAGGGGCUGAAUGACUUUAGUGAUUGGACCGAUGAAGAAUUUAACCGCAUGGCGGGAGGUUCUCGUCCUGUGAGGGAGGAUCCUGACAAUGCUUUUCAAGGCGUUGGCCAUGCGCCACGAUUUCAGCAGGCACCCAACCCCAAGAAAUGCCACCAGAGAUCUUAUGGCACUUCAAGAAAAGACCAGCUGGCUCUCGCCUACAGAAGAAAACAGAGGAAGCAUCAUUCUGAAAAUUUGGGAAGGCUUUGCCUAAUAUCCAGCAACGGAACCAAGAAACUGUUAGGAAGGAGAUGCGGAUGCGUAAGCCGUUACCGACGCCGUUGCCAAAAAUGUUGUAAGCUGGCUUUCUAGUUAAGACAAGGCUGUGCGACUCAAGAUCGCUUAUAAUAACGUAAGCAGGAUUACAUAGAAUCUAGCAGAUUUCCCGUCUGCCAGGCAAAUAGAUUCCCCCACGUUAGAGCUGUCUCUUGUUUUUUUGCUAUAAUACUUAGUUUCCUAGUACUAUGGCCUUUUGUCCUAUCCUG
This is a messenger RNA of Thamnophis elegans (Western terrestrial garter snake), 901 nucleotides long. Its product is annotated as cathepsin L1-like. Lineage: Eukaryota; Metazoa; Chordata; Lepidosauria; Squamata; Natricidae. The transcript is spliced from 5 exons. Bases 153 to 728 code for a protein of 191 amino acids. The record is from RefSeq and is a predicted model, not a curated record.